This is a messenger RNA of Colletotrichum acutatum, 2105 nucleotides long. RefSeq names its product major facilitator superfamily transporter. Gene Ontology annotation, molecular function: transmembrane transporter activity. Lineage: Eukaryota; Fungi; Ascomycota; Sordariomycetes; Glomerellales; Glomerellaceae. Gene Ontology annotation, biological process: transmembrane transport. The record is from RefSeq and is a predicted model, not a curated record. Gene Ontology annotation, cellular component: membrane. The transcript has 3 exons. Bases 357 to 1958 code for a protein of 533 amino acids.
CCUACGCGGAACAAACCGCUCAUCUAUCGCCAAGAUGAUUUGCUCAUGAGAUCUUUUUUUCACUCACUUUUAGACUCAUCUCACACACCCUCCAAUCCAGCCCAGCUACCAAGAAGGCUAAAAUCUCUAAAAACCAUCGUUAGCCUUUUCCCUCCCGUUUUAAUCCGCGCAUCGGCUACGUCCUACCCUCCAAUGACACCGCCCUAAAGACGACCGACGAGAGAGUUCAGCUCACUCAUCCCCCCUGUCAAGUCGAGACUCAACUCACUUCCUCUCCUCCAAAACGUUGGGGCAAGGUGACCCCCCUCUCGUCUGCCGCCUACCAUCCAUCGUUGUACGCGAUAAGAUCCCGCAAAAUGAACCCCGAAAAGGAACUCCUCUCCGCCACCAGCGCCGGCCCCGCGCCGGUGUCCCAAACGCCCGGUCCCGGUCCCGACGUCGAAGCCUCUCAUCCCGCUCCCGGCGCCGUUCCCGAUGAAUCUCACCGCCGCGCCGGCGACGAUGAUGCCCUCGCCAUGGUCGGGUUCCACAGCCAGCCCUACGACCCGGCCGUCGCUGCCCGCGCCGUGCGGAAGAUAGACUGGUUCCUCAUACCCGCCAUGAUCUUUGGAUAUGGCCUAGUCUACUACGACAAAGCAAUCCUAGGCUCAGCAGUCCUCUUCGGCAUGACAACAGACCUCCACCUCUCCGUCCCCCUCCCCUCCGGCCCAGGCGUCGACACAUCCCGCCUCUCCUGGGCAACCUCCCUCUUCUACUUCGGCAUGCUAGCAGGCCUCUACCCAAUGACCUACGCCCUCCAACGCUACUCCCUAGGCCGCACCCUCGGCACAAUCGUAAUCCUCUGGUCCAGCAUCUGCAUGCUCACAGCAGCAGUCACCUCCUACACCGGCCUCUACGCCCAACGCUUCUUCCUCGGCUUCGUCGAAUCUGUCAUCCCCACAGGCUUCAUGUGCAUCGUCUCAGGGAACUACACCCAGGCAGAACAAUCCCUCCGCCAGAGCUGGUGGUUCAGCGCCACGGGCCUCUUCACCAUCAUCGGCGGCGCCCUCAACUACGCCUUCGCCCAGGUCCGUGGAGGCGACCUGAAACCGUGGCAGUACAUCUACCUCCUCGCGGGAUGCCUCACAUUCCUCUUCGGCCUAGCCUGCUUCCUCCUCCCCGACUCCCCCGUCUCAGCAUGGUUCCUCACCCGCGAAGAGCGCUUCGCGGCCGUAGAACGCCUCCGCCACGGCCAAACCGGCGUCCGCUGCACCAAAUUCAAACCGCACCAAUUCCGCGAAGCCCUCCUCGACGCCAAAACCUGGCUCGUGGCGCUGAUGAUGGCCUCCGCCUACACAAUGAACGGCGCCGUCUCGGGGUUCGGCCCCCUCAUCGUCUCGACCUUCGGCUACACCUCACUGCAGUCGAUCCUCUUCCAGUUCCCCCUCGGUGGCCUCUGCUUCCUCGUCAUCCUCGCGACGGGAUACCUUGGCACGCGCUACACCAACGUCCGCAUCAUCAUGCUCGUGACGUGCUGCCUUCCCGUGAUAGCAGGCUGCGCGCUCAUCUGGCGCUCCGACUGGACGCACCACGCCGCCGCACCGGUGGUGGGCUACUCCAUUACAGGAUUCUUCGGCGGGGUGGUCAGUCUCGUCAUCACGCUCGGUAUGUCCAACGUCGCGGGCCACACCAAGAAAAGUUUCAUGGCAGGGACCAUCUUCGCCGCCUACUGCGUCGGCAACAUCGUCGGUCCGCAACUCGUAAAGUCGCAAAGCAAGGCUUCGCAUUACCCGGAGCUCUGGCUCGGGCUCAUCAUUUGUUAUGUGAUUUGUAUCCUCGCGUCCGGCGCGUUGUACUACGUGCUCCGGAAGGAAAACAAGCGACGCGAUGCGUUGCCUGUUGAUGAGGAGGAGCGGGCCAAGCUUGCUUUUCAGGAUCUGACGGACAAGGAGAAUCCCUAUUUCCGCUACGUGUAUUGACAAGACAACAGUUCGUCUUGCGUGUUUCGAGAGAAACCAUAAAAUACCCAUUUGGAUUGUAGUCGAGUUCUGAGGCUCACUUGUUCGAGAAAGAGAAACAUCGGCUGCGGAGUACGAAGCUCACAGCUUAAUGCUAAUACGGGAUCA